AUGGUUGCUCUGUCAUCUUCGCAAGCAAUGAGCCAGUCUUCCAAUUGCACUCUCACUUUCAUUGCUUCUCAACCUCCCCAAUUGGGUCCCACCAGCACAGUCUACCAGGCAAUCAUGACGACCUUCCAAUACGCUGUGGAUUGCAACAUCUGCACUGUCACCAACAUUCCAAGCGCUGAAAUUCAAGGUCCUUUCACCACCAGAUCGACCAGCUCAAUGCUCACGGUUACUGAGAUCCAAUGCAUCCCUGAAGGCACAGCCAGCACCAGAAUGCACCAUAUUGCCCCCUCUCCUACCGCGAGCUGGAACCAAAUGGAAGAUCUCAAGAAGUCACAUAUCAGUCGCCGUUCUGAUCAAGCUACGGAAGCAGCUCUUGCGGACCUGGCAAGUAGCUUCGCUAACGCUCUUCCUCCGGAUGUCUCCCUGCUCUCUGGUGGUCUGAGGGACGAGUUCACCGACAUUGCAUCUGCCAUGUUUGCACUGAGCAUUUGUGACUCUGGCAUGAACCUCAGUGAAGCAUGUGGUCAACUGAACACUGACCUCGUUGCAUACCAACUGUAUCAGUCAUGGUAUGCUCCCAACAAUGUCAAGUCCAUCGUUUGCUUCUGCGCUUCAUAUGGCUACGACUUCGACACCACCCGUCAACAGUUGUAUGCUAGUCUUUACGCUGCUCUUAUCGGCAUUCUCGCUGCUGCUGAUAUCACCACUGAUCGGGGUCAAAUUUGUGAUACCCUCAGCCUCUUCAAUCGGACAGGUCCUUCUUUGGGCAUCGACAUCCAACAGUAUCAUGACCUUGUCUGCAGCAACAUCCCUCCUCCCACGCCAACCUAUCCCCCCUGGUAUGGACCGACUUCCUGGCCUCCAUAUGCCAGCAACAACAUGACCAGCUUGGGUAGUCCAACCUCCUGGGCGCCCAAUACGACCAUCUCAGGAACCGGCGGCCCUAGCUGGACUGGAGUCAACAACCGUACUACUUGGGGGCCACCCGUCUCAUACACCGGCACCAUUGGUAGUGAUUGGUCUAUCACCAUCAACACUCAGACCAACUGGACCGAAACAACACCGACGGGGACUGGUGCAGCGUCUGACAUAGCUACAGCAGGAUCCAACGACACCAUGACUGCUGCGCAUACGCCACGAGGGAUCAACGCCAUGCCAUUCUAUCCCGCGAUCACCACUCCGACACCACAUUCGGGAUUGUUCAAGCGAUACUAG
Messenger RNA from Fonsecaea erecta, 1215 nucleotides. RefSeq lists its product as hypothetical. The transcript has 3 exons. NCBI's taxonomy places the organism in Eukaryota, Fungi, Ascomycota, Eurotiomycetes, Chaetothyriales, Herpotrichiellaceae. Bases 1 to 1215 code for a protein of 404 amino acids. The record is from RefSeq and is a predicted model, not a curated record.